Guyanagaster necrorhizus is the source of this 2457-nucleotide messenger RNA. RefSeq lists its product as uncharacterized. Lineage: Eukaryota; Fungi; Basidiomycota; Agaricomycetes; Agaricales; Physalacriaceae. Bases 1 to 2457 code for a protein of 818 amino acids. The record is from RefSeq and is a predicted model, not a curated record. The transcript is spliced from 22 exons.
AUGCCCAAACCGCGAGCAGUCGACGGAACGUCCUUCGGCAUACCUUGGGUGCAAGGUGAGGUUGAUCGGACGACUCCAAUUGCUCUCACAUCCUCGGACGUUUCUAUACUGAUCCAGACAUGGCCGUUAGCCUAUUGGAUGGAUGGCAGCCUGAAAUGGACAGGGCACGCAUUGGCAGCUGACAGUCCCUUGCGUGAUACAUUCAAGAUAUCGACCGACACUCCUACAGAACCCUCUUUGCCAGUUUCUGUAUCUGAGUCUUCCACAGAGAUUACUAUCACCACUGGCUCAUUCACAGCCGUCUUCAAUACAUCUGGCGACGUGUUGAUCCAAUCACUUGGAUUCGAUGGACAAGUCAAGGCGCAGAACGGCUCCCUUGUCGUCCAUCUUCAAAACAGUCCUGACGAACCAGAGCUUGUGGGAGACAAACCGAGUAGCGGCCCUGUUCGUACAGUCAUAAAGAUGACUGGGAAGUAUGCAGGGCCAGGGCAUGUCGCUUUUCUACCUUUCAUUGUCAGGUUUUAUGUUUCUGCCGGCGCGACUUCAAUUCGAUUGGUACAUUUCUUCAUUGGUGACCAGACGCAGGACUUCAUCAAGGGACUGGGCCUCACUUUUGCAGCUCCCCUCAGUGAUCUACUCCAAGAUCGACAUAUUCGUUUUGCUACUGCAGAAGGUGGUAUAUGGGGUGAAGCGGUUCGGCUAUUAUCCGGGUUGCGUCGAGACACCACCGAUGCUGUCCUUGUUCCUCAAUUUGAAGGGGAGGCUACCCCAGAUAUAUCUACGUGGCCAGAGACAGUUUCUUCUGGUAUCGAUGAUCUCCCCGUAUGGGCGGACUUCACGCUAGAUCAACUGUCGUCGGCGCAUUUCACGAUCAAGAAGAGGUCUACCGGAGGUAGAAAUGCAUCAUUCAUUGACCAUGCAGGCUUCGGAACAAGGGCGGCAGGAGUUGGAUACGUUGGAGGUGCAAACGGUGGCGGGACUCUAUUCGGAUUCAGAGGUGCAGGAGGUGAUACAGCCACAGUCACUCUGUGGGCGUAUAGUCCAAGAGCUCCUGCUAUUGACAUGCGACAUUAUGACACGGUGGCCCACGGUUUAGAUUUAACCUACGAAGAUGUAGGCGACCCAGACCCUAAUCCAGUAGGCAUUGGACGGUCAUACGAAAUUUCGUUGCAAGUGGUCAGCUCUACACCCUCCCGAGACUCAAUCGCUCAGUGGGCCGGUGCCAUCACCAAAGUCUCCCAAAUUGUCGCAAGCCCUGAAUUCUAUGCAGUUCACAGGCCAAAUAUUAUUGGUGCUGUUCCGAAUCCAACAACUAGUGGAGCAGCAGAUAUCGAGAAUAGAAAGAGCGCUCUACUCGACUUCUAUGUUGCAGAAAUCGAUCAGAGACGGUUCUACGGCUUUUGGAAUUAUGGGGAUGUAAUGCACACAUAUGAUGAAACUCGCCACACUUGGAGGUACGACGUUGGAGGAUAUGCUUGGGACAACGGAGAACUUGCGUCGGAUCUCUGGCUUUGGAUGUCGUUCCUUCGCACGGGUCGCGCCGACGUCUUCCGCAUCGCCCAUGCUAUGACUCGCCAUCUGUCUGAAGUAGACUUCCAUCACAUUGGCCCCUUUGCGGGUUUGGGAAGUCGACACAAUGUUUCACAUUGGGGCGAUGGCGCGAAAGAGGUUCGCAUUACAGGAAGCACGCUGAAACGACCAUUCUACUAUCUCACAGCGGAUGAGCUUAUCGGAGAUAUUAUAGAUUAUUCUUUGCAGGCCGAUGAAACAAUUGUGACAUGGGAGCCUCUGAGAAAAGUUUUGGUUCCUCCUGAUCCCGCUGCGUGUCCUGGACGAGUGAGAAUUGGACCAGAUUGGACCACGUUGGCUGGAAAUUGGUUCACUAAAUGGGAACGAACUAACGAUUCGCAGUGGCUUGACAGGAUCAAGACUGGGAUGCAUGACAUAGGCACCUUCAAAUUCGUGAGGCAUCGAGUUGUUUCUACAGAACUAGGGCACUCUAACUAUUUAGAUUCAAUCUCAAUGAUUUUUGGGGGCGGAGAAUUCCUGAUGGAGGCCAUGGAGGUGAUCACGGAUGAGCCUGAUUUUGACACAGCUUGGGUAGACUUUUGCAAGAUAUUCAAUGCGUCCGGCGCAGAUAAGAUGGCGAGAGACGGAAUCUCGUUUAGUAGCGGAUUUGCAUACUGGUAUGCCAAACUGCAGGCUUAUGCUGGUGAGCGUCUAAACGAUAAUACCAUAAAGCAAGCCGCUUGGACGUCAUUGAAAUCCUCAGACAUUGGUGUCUGGGAUCCCGUUGCCCAGAUCGGUGGAACGGAUGUGAUUAACCCUAUUAAUGAAAUCCCAGAUCUUGCUACCAAUGACGCGAGUCAGCUAUCUUUGACAGAGUAUGCGAUUCUAGCCAUUGCACCAGAGUUCGCACCCAACACUGUUCGAGGUAACGCUAAGAAAGGCCAGUAA